GACCGUAUAUACAGGAGUCGAAUAGAUAGUGAAAGUCCCCCAGAGCUAACAGGAGUGUAGAGGGCAAGAGGGGGGUAGGAACGGGGGACCCCAGUAAGGUAUAUGAGGGCCUCAGUUCGAGCAACCGCUGGUACUCUAGCCUCGCUGCCUACUUACAUUCACACACACUAACACACCAACCACUUGGAACACAAUGCGCACCGUCGCGACGGUACUGUUAUUGGUAGCUGCCAUACUCUCUGUAUCGGGCCAGCAAUACCAGCAACCGGGUGCCAACUACGUGGACGAGUAUUCGGCGUACGAGUCCCCGAGACCGGCCCAUCCGACCCCCCGAAGUUACCCCGUUGAUUCCGCGCCUAACAGGCAAUCGGCCGGCCCCACCACCCCGAAACCAACCCCAGUCGCCAUCUUGAAACAGAUCAACAGGCACAACGAGGACGGGUCGUACACGUACGGGUUCGAGGGGGCGGAUGGCUCGUUCAAGAUCGAGACGAAACUACCCACAGGCGAGGUGAAGGGUAAAUACGGUUUCGUGGACGACACCGGGAAAGUGCGGGUGGUCGAGUACGGGGCGAAUCAAUACGGUUUCCAACCGGCCGGCGAGGGUAUCACGGUCGCGCCACCGACCCUGGUCGACGAGACGACCAGCAAAGAGCCACUCCAGCCGCACACCUAUCAAGAGGAGCAGUACCAACAACCACCCCCACCGAGGCAACCACCUGUCAGAGCGUCUGCGCCCCGCCCCGCGCCCCUUCAGCAACAACAGAUUCAAUACGAGCAACCGGCCUACCAACACCCAACCCAGACCCACACUCAGGCUGUCUACUCGCCGCCACUGCCGCCCAGACAGUCGAGCGGAGUCCCGAAACCGCCGAUCUUCACCCCCGCGCCCCAGUCCCCCAUCGCCAAGCAGAACCCGCUCCUUCAACAGGAGGAACCGGCCCCACCGUCCCAACUGUACAACCAAGGACCGGCUCAAUUCGGCCCCGCGCCCGUCCAAGAGCACCGCUCCCAACCGCAACCGCGCAGCCAGAGCGGCGGUAUCCUCGACCAGCUGGCCAGGGAUUACGCCCUUCCCCAAGGCGUCGCGCCACCCUUGCACGACAUCAGUUUCGGUUAUUACUAGAGAAUCAUCUAGUCCCUCCCUCGUGUUCGUAUACUACGGUACACUCGGUAUAUUGGUCCGUAAACGUAUGAAGACGCGACGCUUCGACGGAGGGGAAACGGUUUCUGAUCGUUUUCGAAACGUAGUCGGAUCGCAAACCGUGGCCCAUCGAUCGAUCGGUCGCCAUCGUGAUUGCGCGUAGUAGGUCGCGUCAUUAUCGGGGGAAGCAUCGAGAACUCGAGAAUUAAUUCGAUUCGUUUUUUUCGUUCGAUCCUUUUUCGUUUUUCUUUAUUUUUUCUUUUUUUUUUUUUUUGGAAUAUGGAAGAGCAAGGAACACGAAAGUUCUCGACUUUUUCUUCGGUAAUAAGUUAUUCGUCAUGGCUGCCUACCUACGGAGUCGUGCUCUCGAUUUCUCCGACGAGGGUACGAUGAGUUCAUUCUUGCCAUUGGAAUUAAUUUAACUGCGAUGAGCGGUGUUUGAUGAAACGUGGCGUGGAAAUGUAAAGAAUGAUCUCCGAAUAUUUAACGAGGUUUGAUCGGAAUUAUGUCAAAACUUUAUUUUGUCGAGAAAUUUUUCGAUUCUGAGACACUGAUGAAUUCUGAUUCUUUCGUUUCCAUCUCACGAAAUCGCGAAAAAAAAGCGCGUGAAAAUCGUUGAUGAUGAUGGAAGAAGGAAGAUUGUAAAAAUGUUGUAAAUAAAAAAUUCCACGGUAGGCUUCCGUGCUGGUUUUUAAUCCUACGGAGAGCGCAGCUUGCACCCGUUAUCGGCGGUACCGUUAAUCAAUUUCUAUUUCAAGGAGAACCUCAAGCUGCGUCUUCGAGUACGCGUCUCGCGGGACCGCACAAUAAAUUCAGCACGCUUACUAUAUUCUAAUUAAGAUAAGGUUUAUAAGGUGAAUCGAAUUGGAAAAUAAAUUGUCAGAUCUUCCAUUAUUCUGUGUACAACUCUGAUAUUGCGUUAUUCUAUCAAA
Apis dorsata (giant honeybee) is the source of this 2076-nucleotide messenger RNA. RefSeq names its product pollen-specific leucine-rich repeat extensin-like protein 1 (gene Cpr97Ea). NCBI's taxonomy places the organism in Eukaryota, Metazoa, Arthropoda, Insecta, Hymenoptera, Apidae. The coding region runs from base 194 to 1126 and encodes 310 amino acids. Gene Ontology annotation, cellular component: chitin-based extracellular matrix. The record is from RefSeq and is a predicted model, not a curated record. Gene Ontology annotation, molecular function: structural constituent of chitin-based larval cuticle. The transcript has 2 exons.